AUGAACCAAUUGGAAACAAAUUUAGCUUUAUGGGCAAUAUGUUCCAUAUUAUUAUUUGAAAUUUUAAUUAUCAUCUGUCUAUGUCGUUGUUGUUUUAAUCGUAUUAGACCAAAAAAAUUUUAUGUGAAACGAGAAGAAUAUGAAUAUUUACAAGAUAUUCAUAUUGGUACACAAUCAAAAUUUCAAUCAACUAUUUUACGUCCACCACAUGCUGAUGAAUUAGCACUUAUUGGUACGAUUCGAGGACAAAAAUCUCUUAUAUCAUAUAACGAUGGUUUUCAAAAUAUUGGAUUUUCUCGUGAUAAUGAAAAUGAACGAAUUCUUCGAUUACAACCUUCAUCAUCUCAAAAUUGGAUUGAAUUACAACCAAAUAUGUUAAAAACUGCACAAUUACCACCGGCUGAUUAUGAAAUUCAUUCCUAUCCAACAGAUGAUUAUUAUUAUUCCCAACCACAUCCAUCUUCUCGUCCGAAUAUUCUCGAUGUUCGUCAAAUUCAACAAGAUUAUAUAGAUGAUACGAAUGAAUUAGAAAGUUUUCAGUACCAACCUCUUCGUCGCCCCGAUAUAAUUCUUCCACAAGCUCAACGAUUAGAUACGUCAACGGAAUUUUAUGGUAUACAUUUUGCAAAUACUGUACCAAAAUCUAUUCUUAAAACAGGUACAAAUACAACUCCACCUAUUGAUUUAUCUUCAAAUCCAUAUUCACAAACACGUGAUAGUCGUACAUCAUCGAAAUAUGAUGAAUCACCCUAUAUUUCAGUUAAAAUUAAUACAGAUCAAUCAAUUCCGAUUGAUUAUCCAAUGAGUGCAAUUGAAAAAAGAAUUUCGAAUGAAUUAAUACCAUCACCAAAUCUAUCAUUAUCAUCGAAACAUCGAAUGAAAUUUGCUAGUGUUAGUAAAUUAAAUGAUAUUGAAUGGGAAGUUCCAAGAGAAUUUCAAAAUAUUAUUCAAGAUAAUCAGACAUUUUAUUCCGAUCGUCAACGAACUUCGUCGGCUAUUGUUGAUUCCAAAUCACAUAUUUCAUGGCAACGUGAAAUGAAUAUUACACAACCAUUUCCUUUAUUACCAGAUGAUCUAACACAACAACAACAAGCAUUUGAAUAUUAG
Molecule: messenger RNA, 1107 nt
Organism: Adineta steineri
Lineage: Eukaryota; Metazoa; Rotifera; Eurotatoria; Adinetida; Adinetidae
Source: the annotation of a GenBank genome assembly